Notolabrus celidotus (New Zealand spotty) is the source of this 1862-nucleotide messenger RNA. It is a transcript of the gene alkbh2, whose product is annotated as alkB homolog 2, alpha-ketoglutarate dependent dioxygenase. Lineage: Eukaryota; Metazoa; Chordata; Actinopteri; Labriformes; Labridae. Gene Ontology annotation, biological process: DNA repair. The record is from RefSeq and is a predicted model, not a curated record.
AGAGGGCCACAGCGAACAAAUUACUGCUAUGGAAAAGUCUGUGGUUGGGGGAAAGAAGAACUUCUGCAGCAGUGAUGGAAAAAGUCCAUGUAAAAAUGAACUGGAGCGUGAUGAAAGCACGAAGCAGGAAGAGGAUGCAGAGGACGAACAUGCAAUAUUAGCAGAGUUUUCCCAUCCUGUUCCCUGGCAGAAAAUAGAGGCAGAAGGACUGGACUGUGAUUAUGCUCAGCUGUUCUCCAAGGAGGAGGCAGACCUGCUUUUUAAACAGCUGGAGGAGGAGGUGGUGUACUCAACAGGGGAGGAAGCAAAGGUACAGGUGUUUGGAAAGGUGUACAACAUUCCGAGAAAGCAGGCAACAUAUGGAGAUGAAGGUCUGACUUACACUUAUUCAGGAGUGACACGUUUAGCCUGCCGGUGGACUCCAACCUUGAAAUACAUUCGGGAUGCUGUCACAAAAACAACUGGACAAACAUUCAACUUUGUUCUGGUAAACAGGUACAAAGACGGCCAGGAUCACAUGGGGGAGCAUCGUGAUGACGAGAAGGAGCUGGACCCCCUCUGUCCUAUUGCCUCCGUCUCCCUAGGAGCAGCACGAGACUUUAUAUUCAGACACAGAGAUACUCGGGGGAAACAGAACCGCAGACGCGUUGAACUCGUGAAGCUGGAGCUUGCUCACGGGAGCCUGCUCCUCAUGAACUCUCCUACCAACACUUUCUGGUACCACAGCCUCCCUGUUCGCAAGAAGAUUUUCCUGCCUCGUAUCAACCUCACCUUUAGACGCAUCCUGCUUGACAGGGAUAAAAAACCCCGGCAAGAAGUAACUGAAUAAAGCGCUCUUAUUUAGCCUGAUAGGUGGGGCUUUACAUUAAACUUCUUGUGUUGCAAUGGAAUACACUUUAAAUGUACAUAGGUCAGCAAGGAGGCACUUAUCCAAGUAACCCCUCUAAUAAUAGAUGAAGAAUGAUGUGCUAUUCCAAAUGAGUUACAUGGAUAAUGGACUCAGUGUUUGAUAAGAAUAUAGAUUGCUAUUGGUCCUAAAAUGUAUUGCUGAUGUAUUGGACGGGGGCCUGCUGUUUGACUAGUCCUUUCUUGUUUAUGGACAGUUCUCUGUUAAUGUCCAAUGGUCUUCAAAGUUUAAAAGGUCAUUAUUAUCAUGACAAGUUAACCUAUUUUCCUUGAACUUUCAGCCAAAUCUCAGUCUUGAUAAGCUUAAAAACUCCAUAAGUGUAAUUUCUUGUGUAUGGGAACACAUUGGCAGUGUAGAUGUUAUUCUCUUUAAUUUAUGGAUUAUCUCUAUAAUAAGGGCUUUUAUUGUUGAAACCCUCCAAUAAGGUGUAAAUGGUUAUAGCACUUUUUGUGGUCUUCUGACUUCACUUUUAUUAUAAGUCACAUUAUAAGUCACAUUCACACCUCAGUCAUCCACUGAUGGCAGAGGCUGCUAUGUGAAGCCAUCACUAUUAGCUAAUCCCAUUCACACAGAUGGCAGUUCAGGGUUAUAUGUUCUUGCCCAAGGGACACUUAAGCAUGUGGACAACGGUCCUGGGAUCAAACUCCUGACCUUCUGAUUGAGAGGGGACCGCUCCACACAAAAAGUAAAUGCUUCUUUGGAACUCUUGAGAAAGUCUUGAUUGUCAGUGUGUCUUCUCGCACAGUUUGUCUCAAGCCAAAAUGAAGUGCAACCGAGUCCACACUUGUUUUAAUGUGUUAAUACCUGAAAACAAUCACCUUUACAGAUUGUACACAAACACACAUAAUCUCACAUGGAUAUUCAUUAGUGCAAAUUGCAAACAUUUACAAGGAGUUUUGCACCAGACCAAAUUUCUCAAAGACACUCACUUGAUUUGGUCGGAGCAAAUGGCAGU